Molecule: messenger RNA, 501 nt
Organism: Scedosporium apiospermum
Lineage: Eukaryota; Fungi; Ascomycota; Sordariomycetes; Microascales; Microascaceae
Product: NADH-ubiquinone oxidoreductase 20 kDa subunit
Exons: 2
Coding region: 1-501 (166 amino acids)
Biological process (GO): electron transport coupled proton transport; mitochondrial respiratory chain complex I assembly; aerobic respiration
Molecular function (GO): 4 iron, 4 sulfur cluster binding; NADH dehydrogenase (ubiquinone) activity; quinone binding
Source: RefSeq, a predicted model, not a curated record
AUGGCCUUGACGUCCGAGAAAAGGCCCACGGGGUUGGCCGAGUAUGCUCUGACUACGCUAGAUGCUAUCGUCAACUGGGUGCGUCAGGGUUCGUUAUGGCCCCUAACGUUUGGUCUUGCCUGCUGCGGUGUCGAAAUGAUGCACGUCUCGAUGCCCCGAUACGACCAGGACCGCCUGGGAAUCAUCUUUCGCGCCUCCCCUCGUCAGGCCGAUGUCAUGAUAGUAGCCGGCACGGUAACCAACAAGAUGGCCUCGGCGGUACGACAAUGCUACGAUCAGAUGCCGGAUCCGAAAUGGGUCAUUAGCAUGGGCAGUUGUGCAAAUGGCGGCGGGUACUAUCAUUACAGCUACUCGGUGUUGAGGGGUGUCGAUAGGAUCGUGCCAGUAGAUAUUUACGUACCAGGAUGCCCGCCUACGGCGGAAGCGUUGCUAUAUGGCGUGUUUUUGUUGCAGAGGAAGAUGAGGGCAACGAAGACGACGAGAAUGUGGUACAGGAAAUGA